This is a messenger RNA of Cladocopium goreaui, 1032 nucleotides long. The record is from the annotation of a GenBank genome assembly. NCBI's taxonomy places the organism in Eukaryota, Dinophyceae, Suessiales, Symbiodiniaceae.
AUGCCCCCUCCACCUGACCUCAGCCACGGCGCCAAAGACAGGCGAAUUCGCAGAGCGUUGGAGCCCAAUGCCCGGGGUGAAUACAAGGUGUCUGAGGAAAUCAGAAAGUUAUGGGAAGAGGGUAAGAAAGACACUGUCUUCAGGUUGUUCGCUGAAUGUGGAACUGCAAGCUCUGCCCCAGAUGGUGCGGUGCCUGCCGGUGGGUUGCCAUCAUCAGUCGUGGAAACGGUGAAGCUGUUGAAAAGACUUGGUUACCCCGACUCCCAAGAGAUUCACCAAUCAAGUGCCCUUCUCAACAAGGUGGCAACAGCAGUCACUAAACGCAUGGGCCAACUGGAGUUGAUCAAAGUCAGUUUGUCAAAACCAGACAUGGCAGCAUCGCAGCUGACUGUCAUUCCGAAAGAUACCCCAAAGGCAAAGUCCGGGGCAUCGACAGCACCCAAAAGGGCUGCAAAGGCCAAACCCGUGGCCAAGGCGAAGGCUGUUAGUGAGCCACCACCGACGCCCAAAAGAGGUGCUGCCCCGAAGGCACCUGCUCCAAAGCGACAGCGAAAGUCUUGCGAUGAUAUGGACAAAAUGGCAACGCUGGAACUUUUGGCAGAUCAAGCCCCAGCUUGCCGGCUUGGUUCUCUGGCUCGUGCUGCAGUCAAAGAUGGUGCGACUGCCCAGAGCCUGCAUGAUGCUAGCAAAGUCCACGUAUCACAUGGAGAGCGGGAUGCCCACAGGGUUCUGAACAAGUAUUGGUUGUCCCUCAAAGUUCCCAUCAAGCACAUCUUGGUUGGUCCAGUUGAAGGGGGCCAGAGCAUAGACAUUCCCUACUACAAGGUGGGUGACAUGGCCACACACCUUCUGCAGAAGAACCCAGCAGUGAUAUUUGGUGGUGUUGAUCUUCGGGCUGGUGAAGCCAAAUGCAUGGACGUCCUGCCUGGAGCGAAGGGGAGGAAGCAUCCAGCAGGUGUACCAUCAAAAGGAGACGCCUCGGCCGGCAUGCUGAGGAGAAAACCCAAACUCACAACAACUUGGGACCCUUGG